AUGAAUGUUGCUACCGUGUGCGUUCUGCUGCUAGCAGUAGCGGUCGUCCAGAUUUACUGCAAGAAGUCGAAGCCGGUCUGCUACCACCCUGGAAUGACUUGCAAGAGCAAUGGAAAAGGUGGCGGUAGCUACUGGCUGCUGGCGGCGCAGGACUACCUACCCCCCGAAGUACUCUAUGGUACUGGUGGUCAUGGCAAUGGUGGUGGCUCCAGCUGGCUAGUGGCGAUGCAGGAGUCCAGGGACCGCGCCAAUGCUAAACUCGCAGCGGUGAAGGCGUUCAUGUGCGACUGCUGUUGUGCGUCGGUUCCGUGCUCUCAAGAGAGUCUCUGUGGAACCGAUCGCAAUUGUCCUGUUAAUGACUGUUUCGCGCAUAUACUAGCGAAAGCCGCAGCAGACGAUACGCCGAUAACCCCCAACUACCCCGCGGAGAUUUUGACGGCGUCGCUGUUCGCGGAGAAGGCGCUGCAGAAACAGGAGAGGGCGGAGCUCCAAGACUUGAUGGAGGACGUCGUUCAGAUGAGGGAUGACAACGCUUAGUCUUAGCAGUGGGAGCGGCUGAGUCUCAUGCAUGAACAUAAGUGUUUGUGACUUCAAAUAGUGAAUAGUUUAGUCGUUGUUGCAAUAGUGUGUCAACUGUUGUAGUAAUUCAGAAAUUAAUUUUAGCGGGGCGCGUAAGUGCGCAUGCACGAUGCGCGCGCCGGCCCGCCCGUAAGUGUCCUCGCCUCGCCUCCUAGUACCUGCAGUGGUGUGCAAACAAGCCCAAGUGCAAGGCCAGAGAAUCGACUUGCAGAACGGGGCGAGGAACCAGUCCACCUUACCACUAGAGGUGCCCACAACUGAGCAAGCUCAGUAAAGCAUAUCAGCAGCUAUUCUAGCAAGUCUACAGAAGACGAUGGAUUUCCGCACACUCAAAGCAGCUGCCUUUUGGGUGUUGGUGCUAUUAUUAUUAUUAUCCCUUACUUCGUCGGAUGUAGCUGCAAAUGAGCUCUGUGUUGUUCCCUUAGAAUCUUCUCCUUGUCCGUGCAACACUACACACUGCAAUACCUUUGAUUACUAUCUCAACAAUCCCGAUGAUUACUUUGUUUUCAAUACAACAUUCUUGUUCCUACCGGGAAAUCACACUGUAUAUAGUGUGUAUGACGGAGUUGGCGUGUCAGGGAUGAACUUUAAGGGAUGUAAUGCCACCUUGUUGAUUUUAUCUUAUGCUUUUACUGAUUCUUGGUUCUCACUACGAGAUAGUGCCUUUGUCUCUUUUUCUGGACUCACAAUAAGAACAAACUCCUCAUUUACUUUCCUAAUCUCCUUCAUUAAUGUUAGUAGUGUGGAGAUGACCAAUAUCGAGAUUGAAAGUAGCAACUGUAGUGAUACAUUAUAUUUCAGUGAUUCAGAAGGAUCUUUCCAUUUUACAAAGCCUAACAAUAUCAGUAAUAUAUUAUCACAUUCCAUGGCCCUACAUGGCAUGGUUUGAAAACAUUAGUGGACACAUUAAUAUUUCUGGCUCCAAAUUUAAUUACUUGGGACAACCGCUGGAUGUACAAGCAAUUGAGAUAGAAUCGAGUUCAACUGUAACAGUGAGCAUUGUGAUACUGAAAUCUAUAAGGCUCAGGUCUGGUUUGAUGUUUUUUAUGGUGAUAAUGUAUUUCUACUGGACAACGUGUUGAUAAAUGGUUCCUACAACAUAGGACUUGCCAUCUUUACGUAUUCUCCAAAAGCUCAAUAUCAUGUAACCAUCCUUAAUAGUAGAAUUGAAAGAGUAAAUGGAACUGCACUAAGUCUCGAACUUGGAAACAAUUCAUCUACUGUGGUGUUAAGGAAUUUAGAGCUAAAAUUGAACUACGGUUCAGAAGAAUUUGUAGCUGCAUUGGUAAUUGUAGGGGAGAAACCGAUAUCAAGUAAUGCAGUGAAGUUGAAUAAUAUCACAUUCGAGUGCAACGUUUACAAUGGCGGUGCUACGGCCUUUAUGGAUACAGUGGAGGCUUCUAUGACUAACUGUAGCUUCAGGAAUAACAUGGGCACUGCACUCUUCCUUGAGAAUACAAGACUAUCAUGUUCUGGCCGCAACAGAUUUUUUGGGAAUGUUGCAAAUGACGGAGCAGGUAUUUCGAUUGGUGAAGGAAGUAAACUCAAAGCAGAAAGCAAUGACACAAUGCUAACCUUUGUUAAUAACAUUGCAAAAAAUAAGGGUGGUGCUAUCUAUCUCAGAAUUGACCCAGGAAGUUAUAUUAGGCUUACUAUUGACGGUUCUGAUGCUUGGUGCUUUGUUACACACCAUUUACUAUCUAACAAGUUGUUUUUCUUCGAUAACAACACAGCAGAUAAUGGUGGGGAUAAUAUAUUUGG
Geodia barretti is the source of this 2340-nucleotide messenger RNA. Lineage: Eukaryota; Metazoa; Porifera; Demospongiae; Tetractinellida; Geodiidae. The record is from the annotation of a GenBank genome assembly.